Toxotes jaculatrix (banded archerfish) is the source of this 1253-nucleotide messenger RNA. RefSeq names its product tachykinin precursor 3a (gene tac3a). The transcript has 7 exons. The record is from RefSeq and is a predicted model, not a curated record. NCBI's taxonomy places the organism in Eukaryota, Metazoa, Chordata, Actinopteri, Toxotidae. Bases 98 to 469 code for a protein of 123 amino acids. Gene Ontology annotation, biological process: positive regulation of blood pressure; tachykinin receptor signaling pathway.
GAACUAUCCUUUCCCACUCCGCAUCCUCACCAGUGCGCACGCAGCGGACUCUUUUACCAAUUUACCUGCUCGACAGAAAUCAGGUGGUGCCGAGAAAAUGAGAAGAGGUAUGCUGCUGGUGACUCUGUUCCUCAUCAUGAAACUUCGGUACAGCCAGUCCAGAUGCGAGGAACCCGGAUCACACAGAUCAACUUCAGAUCAGAGCACAGGCUUGGACAACCUCAAGCGGAACAUCCUGAAGAGGUAUAGCGAUUUGGAUUAUGACAGCUUUGUGGGACUGAUGGGCAGAAGAAAUGCCGAUGCAGACACUGUACAGUCACCCCAAAAAAGAGAAAUGCAUGAUAUUUUUGUUGGUCUUAUGGGAAGGAGAAAUUCAGAGCCUGAUAAUGGUCCCUGGAGGAGAGAGUAUCCAGAGAGGAGAGGCAUUUUUCUCAACAAGUGCAGGCUGAGGUUUCUUCAGGGGCUGUAGACAUUCAGGCUAAAACUCUUCUCAUCUGGCUACAAACCCAGAAGAUCACAGAGAACACAAACUAAAUGUCUGGUGGAAAUGACUAAACUAAUAUGAUUCACACUGUAAAACUGUCUGCUGGCUUAUGAAAGUAACCACACACUACACAGAUUGUAUUUGUUUUACCUGAAAACAAAACAUAAUUAGAAGUGAAAGCUGAACAUUUCUUUAUCAUGUUAUUCUGUUUCUUCAAAGUUCAAAAUAAACAUAAUUUUUGAUACAUAAUUUAUUCAUUUAAAACAUUGGUGCAUUUUCCUGCAACUGUUUAUGAGUGAUUCUUCAAGCUUGGCUCAGUCAUGUCCAAUCACACCUGCUACAGUGUUUAAUGCUGAGUUAUAUAAAAUGACUUGACAAGAGGAAUUCACUGGAGUUUUGUAUAAUGCUGUGUUCAUCAGCAGCUACAAUGUUCUCAAACAGAAGCACAGAGGGUUUCAAGUGCACGCCUCUACAUCAGAGCAUCUCAUAUCACUCAAAGGUAAAAAUAAAAUACAUUUUUCACAGCACAGUUGUUCUUUCUGAAAUAAAAAUAAACUAAUCAAAUCAUAUAACUGCUGGACAUGGAUUUGCAAAGAUUCAAAAAUGAAAUUAAAAGGCAAUAUGCACAACAAAGGCAAAGCCUAUUUAAAAUAAUUUUUUGUAUGAUUCAAAGUUAAAAAAAGGUAAAUAAAAUGUAUCAAAAAAGCAACACCAGAUUGCAAGAUUUAACAUCAGAAAAGAUUUAACAUCUGAAAAGAAAGAAUAUAGG